AUGGACGGCGCCAUCGAAGCGAUGAGCAGUGAGUACCAGGCGUUUGUGGCGGCGGCUGUGGAGGUGGUUGAGAGCUCCGGCGGCCCGCCUGGUAGGGCACUUGAGGAAUUGAAGCAGAGAUGGCAGCUGUUCAUGGCCGCAUGUGACGAGGCAGAGGAAGUGGUGGAGUUGGCGAGGAGGAGGAUCACGGCCGAGCAUGUGAUGGACGUGGCUUCAGGGAUGGUACUGGGAGGACCAGCAGCGCCGCCAUUGCCGCCCAUCAGUGCGCCCUGCUUGGAACGGGCGGUCCAAGCAGUUAAAUCUCUCGCUGUGGAUCUCCGCUCACCACCGGCUGCUCACAAGGUGGAUUGA
Zingiber officinale is the source of this 351-nucleotide messenger RNA. Its product is annotated as mediator of RNA polymerase II transcription subunit 32-like. Gene Ontology annotation, cellular component: mediator complex. The record is from RefSeq and is a predicted model, not a curated record. Bases 1 to 351 code for a protein of 116 amino acids. Gene Ontology annotation, biological process: leaf senescence; cold acclimation; root development. The transcript has a single exon. Lineage: Eukaryota; Viridiplantae; Streptophyta; Magnoliopsida; Zingiberales; Zingiberaceae.